Molecule: messenger RNA, 1515 nt
Organism: Cyphellophora europaea CBS 101466
Lineage: Eukaryota; Fungi; Ascomycota; Eurotiomycetes; Chaetothyriales; Cyphellophoraceae
Exons: 2
Coding region: 1-1515 (504 amino acids)
Biological process (GO): DNA damage response
Cellular component (GO): nucleus; cytoplasm
Molecular function (GO): phosphatase activity
Source: RefSeq, a predicted model, not a curated record
AUGGAACACGACCCGCCCGUCUCCAAAUGCAUGACCUCUGACCGCACGUCAUUCGCGCACCCGUCAGCGCGCACACGCUGGCCCGCCAUCAUCACAUCCGCCAUCGACGACAUGCACCGCAGCGUAGCAGCCCUCCCCUCCAGCGCGCCCGCGGACAAAGUCUGCGAGGGCAAACGGAUCGUGGCAGACCUCGCGGCGCUCAAGUACGAGCUGCAGCACGACCGGGCGCUGAUACCCCUGGAACUCGAGCCACAGCAGGGCAGCAAUGGCGAUGACCUGGCGCUCUACAACGAGGAGCUGGCGCAGCGGGAGCAGCUGUCCAAGACCAAACAGCUGCGGUGGCAUGACGUCGAAUGGCUGUUCAGCGAGUGCUACCUGUACCGGCGGAUGGCGAACCUGUUCUCGCGCAGCGCGCAUUGGCGCGAUUACGACGUGUUCGCGCGGCAGAAGACGCAGACGUUCCGCAGCUCGAGGCCGGCGGUGCUGGAGCUGGCGGCGCGGUAUCGGGAGAUCGUGCAGCGGAUCCGGGAGAGCGCCGUGGCGGCGCCGGUGGAGGGUUCUGCUUCGUCUGACUCGGCGAAACCCGAUGAGGCGGUGGUCAAGGAGGCGGAGCGCGUAUUGUUCGAGGAGAUGGCGGAGAUUUGCUUGUGGGGUAAUGCCACGGACUUGAGUUUACUGACGACGCUGAGCUACGAGGAUAUCCAGAAGCUGCAGGGGAGUGAGGCCAAGAAGGGACGCGAGGAGAAGGUGCUGGUCAAUCAGCUUCAAGAGGCUUUUGAGGUAUUGUGGCAGGCGAAGCAGGAAGGGAAGCAGAACCGAAGGGUGGAUUUCGUGCUGGAUAACGCGGGAUUUGAGCUCUACGUCGACCUGGUGCUCGCGGGAUAUCUGCUUGAGACGGGCCUCGCGACUGAGGUGGUCAUGCACCCCAAGAGCAUCCCGUGGUUCGUCAGCGACGUGAUUCCCAAGGAUCUGGAGCAGUUGUUGGAGGUCAUGCGCGAUCCCAGAGGCUUCUACGAGGGUGGUGCGGAUGAGGAGCAGCAGCAAAAGCAAGCCACAGCGCCGCUGGGCCAGAAGGAAGAGGAGGACGUCAAGUUCCUGUUCGAGCACUGGGCCACGCUGCACGCUGAGGGCCAGCUGAUCCUACGGCCGAACCGCUUCUGGACACAUCCGGGUAGCUUCUGGCGCUUGCCGCACGUGGAGCCCGUGCUGUUCGAGGAUAUGAAGGAGGCCGAGCUGACGGUGUUCAAAGGCGAUCUCAAUUACCGGAAAUUGGUCGGCGACGCAAACUGGGAUCCCACGACGCCGUUCCAAGAAGCCAUCGGCCCGCUGGGCAAAUCGUCUGGGCUGCGCACGCUGGCGCUCCGGACGUGCAAGGGCGAUGUUGUGGUGGGACUACCCAAGGGGAAAGACGAGGAGCUGCGAGCAUUGCCGGGCGGUGGUGGGGACUCCGGCGCGCGGGAGUGGGCGUUCAAUGGCAAGUGGGCGGUUGUGCAGUUCUCAGAUGGCAAGGCGUGA